CCGUACCCUGCAGUUGUGCAAAGAAGUUCAUCGUGGUCGCUUCGACUGCCAAUCGACUGAAAAAUUUUUGAAAAGUCUUAUAACGAUUGUAACGUUUUGUCUAUAAUAUAAUUUAGUGUCGUUCAAAAAAUAAUUUUUACAUCCUAUCGCAGACAGGAUGUCAGAGAUCUCGCAAACAACAUUAAUUGCCGAGGACAUGUCAGACCGAAGGCUAGACUUAUAAGCGAUCUUAUUACCGGAGCUACGGCGAACAGUCGCGAGACAUACGUGAAAUAGAAAGGAUGGACAGAUGGGCAGGGAAGGUGGCCGUGGUAACGGGUGCAAGUGCCGGAAUUGGGGCCGCGAUCGUCAAGCAAUUGCUCACUCAUGGCAUGGUGGUAGCAGGUCUUGCCAGAAGAGUAGAAAAGAUAAAAGAAUUGGAGCAAGGGUUGGAAGAAUGUUCGGGAAAGCUGUACGCCGUAGAAUGCGAUGUAUCAAAAGAGGAAAGCGUGAUCGCAGCUUUCGCGUGGGUUCAAGAAAAUCUUGGCCCUGCAAAUGUGUUGAUCAACAAUGCUGGAAUAACAAAAGAAUCUUCUCUUAUAGAUGGCAAUUUAGAAGAUUGGCGCUCUGUCUUCGACGUGAACGUUUUCGGAUUGUGCCUCUGCACUAAGGAAGCGAUUCGCAUGAUGCGAGAAACAGGAGGCGAAGGUGUCAUAAUAAACAUAAACAGCCUUGCAGGUGAAAGAGUGCCUUUCAUACCUGGAUUCUCCGUUUAUCCAGCUUCAAAAAGAGCUAUCGCUGCUCUGGCACAAACGUUGCGACACGAGCUGACGGGAACCCAAAUCAGAGUUACGGGUAUUAGCCCAGGUCUAGUAGCCACAGAGCUGAUGGUAUCUUAUAGCACGUAUUCCGAGGAAGCAUUAGCAUCAUUCCCCACAUUGGAUCCAGAAGACGUCGCAACAGCUGCAAUAUAUAUUUUAUCAUGCGCCCCGCAUGUUGUCUUGCGAGAUUUAUGGAAUUAUACCAAGACGCUUACCAAGAGACAAGAAUUGCAGGAAGCGAGACAUUUGUUCAGAGAAGCAAAGCAUCUUAUAAAAAUUGAGGAAAAAUUGGACAAAAUUUAUCGUGUAAUUAACAAAGGAUUGCUUCACAAUCCAAGAUUUCACUCGCUUCAUGCUAUAAAAGGAGACAUUCAUUUUUCUGAAGAAGCUUUGAGUGAUUAUGAACAAAUUUUUCUAUUUAAAAUACCUGAAAUGAACAUAAUGGAAAUACAAGAUAGGUUAUUAGAAAUUCUUCGUCGAUUGCACAAAUACGAUAAGUUUCGAAUGUAUUGGGAUCAAUUUAUAAUGAAUCCUGAUCCUAUGAGGAUUUCUGAUUUGUUAGCUAUACAUGCAGAAUAUAAGAUUCAUCUUAAAGAAAUGGCAAUUGCCAGGCAUAUGCUUCUGAAAGCUCUUAGCAUUAACAAAAAUAAUGAAAUAGCUCAAAAUUUAUUACAAGUUGUAUUUAGUACUGGUCAUGCGUUAUCAGCCUAUACCGUCUUAUGGUGCAUGCAUUCUUGUUACGACAAAGGUUUGGUCACAAUCGAAAAAGCACUGGAUUGUAAUCCGUACAAUCCAGGAUUUAAUUUAUUAAAAACUGUAGUUUUACGAUUGUCUGGUCGUUUCGAAGAAGGAAAUAUAUGGUUAGAAAGUCUUAACAAAAAUUUUUUUAAACUAAUAAAACCGACAAGAGACAAAGAAAAAUCGAUCAUGGGAAAGCUUUCGAUUAGAGAAACAAGAAAUCAUUUGAUCAAGCAAUGGUAUCUAAUACGAUAUGAUAUGGCAAUGCAAUGUCUAUUAGAGGACAAAAUCAAUAUGGCAAUACAAAUUGUAUUGAAAAGUAACCUAGUUAAACAAUAUCCAGAAUCAUAUCUAUUAUUAGGCGACUGUUUCAUCAAACGUAACGAAAUUAAUUUGGCACUACGGUCAUACCUCAAAUGUCGCAAAAAGAUGCGCAAACUGAAGUUACCAUUAUGUCAAAAGACUAUCGAUUUGGCGGAACGAAUAAUCGAUAUCCUGAACGAUAAAGCAGAAGUGGCGAUAAACAAUAGAGAUUCGAAACGAGCGAUCGAUAUAGCUGAACAAAUACUUCAAAUAUUUGAUGAAGAUAAAAUACCAUUAGAAGAAUUACGUUUACAACGUAGUCGUGCCCUUAUCCAUAAAGCUCGUGGUCUAUUUCAAAUAGAAAAUAAAAAAGUGAUUCGGAAAAAACAAAGUUGCGAGAUUGCGGCUGAUAGUUUGAGAUAUAUCAAAAAAUUCACAAUGGAACAAAAUUGGGUUGACAAAGUUGCCUUAAUUACUGGAGCUAAUUCAGGAAUUGGCAAAUGCCUAAUAGAAUGUUUAGUUGGCAAAGGAAUGAAAGUUAUUGGAAUUGCUCCACAAGUUGAUAAAAUGAAGACUCUUGUUGAGGAACUAAAAUCUAAACCUGGAAAACUAGUUCCUCUUCAAUGCGAUCUUUCCAACCAGAACGAUAUCUUGAAAGUCAUAGAAUGGGUCGAGAAGAAUCUAGGAGCUAUAGAUAUUCUCAUCAAUAAUGCAGCUAUUAAUAUCGAUAUCACACUGCAAAAUGAUGAAGUGUUAGAUUGGAAGAAAAUUUUUGACGUAAAUCUUCUUGGAUUAACUUGCAUGAUCCAAGAAGUUCUGAAGUUAAUGAAGAAAAAAGGAAUUAAUAAUGGUAUUAUUAUAAACAUCAAUGAUGCUUCUGGAUUGAACUUACUACCGAUGAAUCGUAAUCGUCCAGCUUAUCUAGCCAGUAAAUGUGCAUUAACUACCUUGACAGACUGUCUCAGAUCUGAAUUAGCACAAUGUGAAUCCAAUAUCAAAGUCAUUUCUAUUAGUCCUGAUUUAGUGGAAACCGAUAUGACUGUACAAUGGUUAAAAGAAAAUUCUCGUCUGGCUUUGAAACCCAAAGAUGUUUCCGAUUGUGUUCUCUUCGCUUUACAAACUCCUGACAAUGUCUUGAUCAAAGAAUUGGUGGUCACACCGAAUCGUGAAACGAUAUAAA
Molecule: messenger RNA, 3021 nt
Organism: Apis florea (little honeybee)
Lineage: Eukaryota; Metazoa; Arthropoda; Insecta; Hymenoptera; Apidae
Product: short-chain dehydrogenase/reductase
Molecular function (GO): oxidoreductase activity
Source: RefSeq, a predicted model, not a curated record